Messenger RNA from Peronospora matthiolae, 687 nucleotides. NCBI's taxonomy places the organism in Eukaryota, Oomycota, Peronosporomycetes, Peronosporales, Peronosporaceae. The record is from the annotation of a GenBank genome assembly.
AUGCAGAGUCGACUUGACGCGCUCCAGACGCAGCGUCACGAGCUGCUAGCGGCGUUUACAGCCGCAAGCGACCGCGAUACGAAGCAGAACAUUGUGCAGCAGCUGCUUCAUCUUUCGGAGGAGCUGGAGCUCGUUUCUGCGGCUCUUGUGCCGUCUCUAGGGACCGCUACGCUGUCUGUGGACUUUUACGCGAGCUAUUUGGUGCUUGUCUUGCUCUCGAAAGACCUGAAUGAUGCGCGAUUUCUGUGGAAACGCAUAAGAAUCGAGAUGAAAGAGGCAUCUGAAGAGCUCCGGAACGUCUGGGCGAUUGGCAGGGCACUGUGGCAGCGAGACUUGGCGGCAGCGUUUGCUGCGAUGGAUUAUGACUGGUCGCCGUUGCUGCAAGGACUGGUGGAGGCGCUCAAGAUUUCGACGCGUGAGGCCACUGCAGAGCUGCUGAGUCGUGCGUACUCGACUAUUCCUGUGAGCGACGUGGCACUGGCUAUGGGAUUUGCUCGACACGAAGACGCCGUGCAGUAUUGUUUGUCGAUGGAUUGGACUGUGUCUGAAGCAGACCAAUGGGUCUUGCCGAAACCGCUGGCGAAUACGCGACGUGGCCCUUCGACUGGCGUCGACAUGGCUCAACUCGACACGUUGUCAAAGACGGUGUUGCAUCUGGAACAAAACACAGUGGCCAUGUUGCAGUGA